CUACUGAUACUACUACUACUACUACUACUACUACUAAUGAUACUACUAAUUCAACGUCAUUGUCAACAUCAUCACUGGGAGCAACGCCUAUCACUACAACAAGUACAACCACUGUUGACAAUCUUCUCAAUAGUAAUAAUAAUAACAAUACUACUGCAUCCAGCGCCAUCGUUGUAGAUAACACGAUAACUACUGAUGCGGUAAAAGCAACUACCGAUCCAAUUGAAAUGGAUACUAGCAAUGAUCUUUCACUAACAGUAUCAUACGAUACAGAACAACUAGCUAAAGAUCCUCCUACUAUAAUUCAAAGUGAUAGUAAUGAACAGCUGUGUAAUAAUUCUUUACAGCAACAAUUGAAUGUAACAUUUGUAAAUAAAUACAAUAACGUGUCGGAUGAUGAUCAUGACGAUGUUGAUAAUAAUAAUAAUAAUAAUAGUGAUAGCAUCCCUUCUAAAUUGGCUCGUUUAGAUCCUCAAUUAUUGUAUAUGUUAGCAGCACAACGUAUCUAUGAUCUUUUGGGUGUAAACAAUGAAAAUGUAACUGGAAAUUUAGAUUUAAUUUUGAAUUCAAUUUUUGCCAAUGAAAAUAAUAUUGGAGAGAAUGCUAGCAGUUAUUAUAAAAGAGAAAAAAAGACAUCAAAAGUUCCGAGUACACCUGAAAGUUGUACUCGUGCACGAGCUGUACUAACACCUUGUGAUGGAACGAAUGGUAAUGAAACUCGAAUGCAUUAUAGACAGUUGACUGUUGGUACAUCACCUGAUUGUCAUUUAUGUUUAACAAAUUAUAAUUUAUCUUCAAUAAAUAAUCAACAUUGUUCAUUUAUAUCAUCACAUCAUGCUACUAUAUUCUAUGAUGAUUGGACACAACAUUAUGAAUUAAUUAAUUAUAGUGAAUAUGGUACACGUGUUGAUGGUAUCACGUAUGGUAAUGAUAUUGAGAAAAAAUCAAUAUAUAUUCCAAAA
Schistosoma turkestanicum is the source of this 962-nucleotide messenger RNA. Lineage: Eukaryota; Metazoa; Platyhelminthes; Trematoda; Strigeidida; Schistosomatidae. The record is from the annotation of a GenBank genome assembly.